AUUGGCCAAUUAGACCUUGCUAUUUUUGGGCAUGGUCUGGACUAGUACUAAAAGGCUGAAAACCCCUUUCCUUUUGCCUUACGCCAAGGGUAAGGGGUGUGUAUAGGAGGAAAAGUUACGUUUGCUUACAGCUUUCUGAUUGAAAGUACAUACUGUCAUCUUAACCUUUCUUUUCCUGAAACUAUAUAUUUAAUCUGCUUGUGUUACUGUCCACUGCAACAACCAACGCUCCUCAUCAUAUCAAAGACAAGAUGCUUCCCACAGUGACUGGACCAGGGGCUCUGCCCUUUGCCGUGCAGUUGAAGGCUCUGACUGACCAGGAGUUCAGGUACCAGCCCAAGCUGAGCGGGCUGAGGAUCAUUGAGACGGCCCAUGACAACGGCCUGAGGAUGACCGCCCGGCUCAGGGAGUACGAGGUGAAGGACCUCCUGUCUCUGACCAGGUUCUUUGGCUUCAGUGCAGAGACCUUCUCCCUGGCCGUCAACCUGCUGGACCGCUUCCUCGCUGUCAUGAAGAUCCAGCCGAAGCAUCUGUCAUGCGUGGGCCUCUCCUGUUUCUACAUUGCUGUGAAGACCUCGGAGGAGGGGAAGAAUGUCCCCAUGGCCAACGAGCUGAUCCGGAUCAGCCAGAACCGAUUCACUGUGUCUGACAUGAUGAGGAUGGAGAAGAUCAUUCUGGAGAAGCUCUACUGGAAGGUCAAAGCCCCCACGGCCCUCCACUUCCUCAGGCUGUUUUACAGCUGUAUCCAGGACACGCUUGAAGAUGGCUGCAAGGAGAUCCUGAACAUUGAGAGACUAGAAGCCCAGCUGAAAGCCUGCCAUUGCUCUUUCACUUUCUCCAAAGUCAAGCCCUCUCUGCUUGCCCUGUCCUUGUUGGCCCUGGAGCUUCAGGAGCAGCAUGACCAUGAGCACGUAGACAAGCUGCUCAACGCCUUCAAGUCUCUCCAGCAGCAACUCACUGGCAUACAACGGAAAACGUUUGAAAUGUUUUGCAACGGAAAACGAGAGAAAAGACACGCUCAAAGAAAAUGAGUUUCUUAUUGGACAAGUCCCAAGGUCCGAGAAGGAGACCUGGUUAUCGUGACAGAGUUGGUUAUGAAGUGUCUCAUUGAGUAUUCAACCACCAGGGUCUCCAGGCCCAACAGCCAGAGGCUUCGUUGGAUACUCUCUGGCAGAACGCAACGCACGUUGAAACACAGCUACUACAAGAUCGCCCAUAUGCCCACAAUCCCCGAGUCCGCCUACUGAACCCUGGGGCUGGGUGACCACCGAUACAAAAGUAGGAGUACACCGAUGCAAAAGGAGAAGUAGGCUACCACCUCUUCUCCCCUAAAAACAUGUUUUGUUUUUCAGUUUCAUGGAAAAAUGGCACAAAAAACCCCCCCCCAAAAAAACAACUUCCUGUACUCUACUUUUGCUACAUGGUCACCCACCUCCACUAACCCAUUUCCCUUACAGAACUGCAUUAUGGAUGAUGUAGUUCUUUAAGGGGAAAAACCUGUUACCUUUUUCUUUUUUCUCCUGUUUUUUCCUGUUCUUUUUGAAUAAGCUCACUAUUUAUUAGCCUACAUCUGCUUCAUUGACUAAGGCUGCAUCUGAAACGGCACCCUAUUCCCUAGAUAGUGCACUACUUUUGAUAAGGUUGGAUCGCUCCUUAUAGGGAAUAGGGUGCCAUUGAGAAGGCACGCCAAGGGAGUAAUGCCCGGUCAAGAGUGGGUUUAUCCGCUGCCACCUAGCGAAGGUUUAAAUCCUUCCUGGUUGAAAUGCUUGCACGCGUGUAUACAGUAUGUUCUUAUCUGAAUCAGUACCAACAUGAAUACUCUGCAUAGUAUUCUAUCGUGGUUGCUGGUUUUUAAGCAAUGAAGUAUAGAACCACCUAGGUCCUCAGUCCACUAUGUGGAAGAGGAGGGAGAAGGGUUUUGUGAAAAUGCAAAAACAAUGGAACCAAGAAAUCGGACCCAAAACCCUUAACUUCCACCCUAGGUUGACCAACUGGCCUAAAAAUGCACACUCCUCUACCCAAGGUGAUGAAAAAUAUUUUAUUUUGAAACGUUUUUGUUGUUGUACUUGUGAGGGUGUUUUUGUUGCGGUUUCCCCAGCAACGAUCCUGCACAUGUAUUGGUUUUCGCUUGCAGGAUAGCAUGCUCUUGGAGCUGAAACGGUCUGUGGAUGACGCCCCCCCCAUUAUCUACUGUGACAUCGAUAUAACUAACAAUGGUUACAGAUUAACACGAUCACUAUUACAAAAUGUGAUGUUGAAUUAUCUUGAUUUGUGGCAAAAAACGUAGCCUUUUAGAGAACAACCACUCACAAUGAAUUUAUUGUAUUAUGCUAAAAAUGCACUAAGUCACUUAGAUAAGCACAGUUGAUAUAGGAAAUGAAGUAAGUUUGAUCUGCAUUUACUAAAGUAUUUGAUGUGCUGAGGCCAUAGCCAACCACAAUUUGAGCUUAGUAUUUUGUUAAGAAUUUGAAAUAAAGUUGAUGUUCUGGAAUUUGAAAACUUUGCCUAAAAAAAAAACAGUUGUAACUAAAUCUGUUUAACCCAUGUGUUUGGACCUUUCAAUAAAACCAUAUUGAAAAGCUG
Messenger RNA from Oncorhynchus mykiss (rainbow trout), 2583 nucleotides. RefSeq names its product cyclin-G1. The record is from RefSeq and is a predicted model, not a curated record. NCBI's taxonomy places the organism in Eukaryota, Metazoa, Chordata, Actinopteri, Salmoniformes, Salmonidae.